Messenger RNA from Boleophthalmus pectinirostris (great blue-spotted mudskipper), 1154 nucleotides. RefSeq lists its product as uncharacterized. NCBI's taxonomy places the organism in Eukaryota, Metazoa, Chordata, Actinopteri, Gobiiformes, Gobiidae. The coding region runs from base 291 to 1124 and encodes 277 amino acids. The transcript is spliced from 3 exons. The record is from RefSeq and is a predicted model, not a curated record.
GAAGCAGUGGUUAGAUGGUGAGAUAUACGGCUCUCCCGCUCUGCUCCUAUCGGUGCAUUUACAUGAUUUAUCGAGGAGGAGGCUCAGAUAAGCAGCUGAUUGUAUCUGUCUGUCUUGUGAACCUGAGUCUGAAGUCCAGCCGUGACGAGACAACACACAAUCACACACAAACUAUCAGGCAUUUCAGUCAGCGCUGCGCCAGCUCCUCUAGUCCUUAAUACACAGUGGGGUUAAGGCAUUCUUCUACAGAGACAUUCCUGAUACAUGUGGCCCCAUACCAGAGUAAAAAGAUGAAGUCCUUGUGGUUGGUGGCAGUCCUGCAGCUCAUGUUUGAUGUAAAUGGAGUCGACAUGGAGCAUCUCAAAGCAGACAACCUGAAAAUGCUUCCUCCAGAACAACACAAUCAGGUGUUAAAUCAAGGCAUGAAAGUGUUGCCUAGAGACUGCCACGAGAUGCUCCUGACUUCUUCGGGGAGGGCCAGAGAUGGAGUGUACCUCAUUCAGCCCAGGGACGCUCCCAUUGUGGCCUAUUGCGCCAUGGAGGAGGGUGGAUGGACGGUGGUGCAGCACAUCACCGCUAACAGCAGCGUAAACUUCGACUGCACUUGGGCUGAGUACAAGCACGGGUUUGGGGACGUCACCGGGGAUCACUGGCUGGGGAAUGAAUACCUCCACCAGCUCACACAAAGCCCUGGGCGAUACAAACUAGGAAUAAAGUUAGUGGACAAAGACGCUGUCACCAAAACAGGAGAGUACGACCCAGUUCUGGUGGAAGAUGAAGCUGCAGGAUUUCGACUGAGACUGGGUCUGUUCCAGGGGACCGCUGUGGAUGCGCUGACCCUGGAUACAGAGAACUAUCUUCAUGACAACCAGAGAUUCACCACUAAGGACAGGGACAAUGACAACUACUUUCAAAACUGUGCCAAGCUGGAGUUUCAGGGCGUCGCGGGAGGGGGCUGGUGGUACGAUGCCUGUGCCGGCGCAAACCUCAACCGCAGAAAUGUGAUCUACUGGCAGAAGGACUGUAACAAGGAGCGCAUGUGCAAGUACGCCUGGAUGAUGGUGAAGCCCUCAGACACAUUCAAACUGGUGCAGGGAGCAGACUGCAGGAAGGAUGAGCUGUGAGGACAUUACAAGUGCAGCUGGUUUCAAAUC